CCCCCGGUUGCUAUGGCGACGGCGAGCGUGGCGAGAGAAGCGAGAGCGGCGGCGGCGGCGGCGGCGGCGGCGUUUGGUCCCUCGCAGCCGCCAUCCUUCUUGUGGAGUCGCUUUACUUUAAGGAACAUCCGCAAUGGGUGACAAGAAAGACACUAGGAAAUCUUCAGACAAUGGAGAUCCUACAGAAGGUGGGGGAUAUGAAGAUGAUUUUGAAAAAGACCUUGAGUGGUUAAUUAAUGAAGAAGAAAAAAGAAUUUCUGAUGAUAUACAGAAUCAUGAUGAAAAUGAAGACAGUCUUAAAAGUAGCCUUGGGAAAGACUUAGAAAGCAAAGAAGAUAGAAUAAAUUCUUCACCAGAGUCUUUUGAACCUGAGGAGAUUUUAAAAGUUGAAGGCGGAAAUGCUUCACAAGAACCCCCUGAGUCUGAGGACGUUCUGAAGGAUGAAGGGCCAAGUAAUAAAAUACAUUCUAUAUAUAACCUUGAAAAUAAGCAGUUGGAGGAGGCAUCUGAUAGUGAUAGUGAAAGUUCUUGUGAGGAAUCAAAGGCAGAUCAGGAGGAAUCGGAGGAUGAUGAAGAUAUAAAGCGGUAUAUCUUAGAAAAAAUUGAAGUAGCUAACAAACUUCUUUUGUCUGAAGAACCUCUGGAUGAAACAAAAGAACGGAAACUAAAAUUUAAGGAUGAUCUAGUAGAUCUUGAAGUCCCAUCUCUGAAAGUUGUACAAACUGACAGAGAUGAUCCUCAGAGGGAGAGGAAUAUUUCAGGUAGGCUGUCUCAAUUGCACAUUUCUGAUGAUAUGAGAAAGGAAGAUAUUUCUCUUUCUAUUAAUGGUGGUAUAGAUGAUGAGCACAAGGAUGGCAAGAUCCUAGUAGAAAGAGAUGGGAAGUUUGAACUUCUGAGUAUCCGUGACAUUGAGAGCCAAGGCUUCUUCCCUCCACUAAGUGUUUCUUUCAGUGACAUUGAAACUCAACACAUUUCUCCUAAAACUUCCUAUAGUACUUCUUUUGGCACUGUCUGCCUGACAGAAGAUGAGUCCUUGGUGCAAACACCUGUGACGCCUUCCAGAGAAGGGUUUAUUUAUGUUCCUCAACCACCAUCCAUUCGACCAAGCUCAGCCAUCAACAUUACAAGGAAUGUGGAAAGGAGGAAAAGUCCACGCAGAGUGCAGUCAGCAAAUGUGGGCCUUGGAAUAAGAAGCUCUACAUACUGCUUGUCACCAAGGCAAAAAGAACUUCAAAAACAAAUUGAGCAAAGGAAAGAGAAAUUAAAGAAAGAGGAAGAAUUAAGGAAAAGAGUCCUGGAAGAGCAGAAAAGGAGAGAGAAUGACAUGGUCUUCAAUGCUUGGUUGCAGAAGAAAAAAGGACAAAUGCAAGAACAGAGACGAAUUGAACGUGCAAAAGAGCUUGAAGACUUAAACAGUAGACAGGAAAGUAGAAAUCCAGAAGAAGCCUUUAGAUCAUGGCUUAAGAGAAAACAACAAGAACAGAUGAGAGAAAAACAGAUACAGAACCUGAAACAGCAGGAAGAAUGCAUGUUCUACCUUCCAAGAACAAUGGAAAAUGAGAGAGCUUAUAAGCAAUGGUUAAGGAAGAAGAGGCGGGAGAGACGAGAACAGCAACUAGCUGCAAAAGAGCGAUCAAAGCAGCUUAGGCAAGAAGCAAGAAGAGCAAAACAAAUAGAGAAUAUUCUCUGUUCCAUUUCUGAACCAAAAUCUCUUCGCUUCACAGACCAAUACAGCUGAGGCUUAGAGACACCAGGAGUCCUUCAUGCUACCUUGUAAAGUUUGAGUGGCUGCCUUUGUAAGCAGCUUCUCUUCUGGUAUGUUUCAUAGUCCUUCAAUAAUGGCUUAAUUUUCUCUGUCUUAUUAAUCUUUCUCCUCUUUUAAACUUGGAAUAAUUUGCUAUUUGUGGCAACUGCAGUGUAUAUUGUUUUUAAAAUAAUUUUUAAGAUCAGUUUUCUCUUGAGUCAGCAUUAUGUGUGAAGACUACUCUUAAACCAAGACACAGCUGGGGCCAUGAUGCUAGUAUGUGGCACUAAUAACUUGCCUUACCAGCACCUCCAAGACACUUCAUGUGCUGCUUCAGUGUUCUGUCCCAAUGUGUAUUUGCUUCAUCCUUUUUCCACAAUAAAGCAAGGGACUGAAGACUGCAAGAACUAUCCAUGGAAUUCUGAGUAUUUAUACCAUUUAGCAAGACGUAUUUUCUUCUCAUUUUGAAGUAGUUACUGUGUAUAAUUUGAUUUUUUUCACCUGACUUCAGAACCAAUGGAGGCACAGACUGUAAAAUUGAAAUUAAAGAGCUAAAGUAACACAGUGGUGAAAGUAGUCUUAACAACAAAAAAAGAGAGAGCGAGAAAGAGAGAGAGAGAUGGUGAACUAUAGUAGAGGCUGCUGCUUUUAACAUAUCCUUGUAUUUUGUGUAUAUAUGUAUCACUUAAGGAACAGAUGGUAUCUGCCUUCAAACUAUUUUUUUUUCCUUCAGGAAAGGCACUUACUUGGUUGGUUAAGUUUAAUGAAAGCCCAAACAGUAAAUUGUAAGGGGUGGAGACUGAUAUAAUUUGACAGUAAUUCCUUAUGUCUGUUAGGUUCAGAGCCAUGUACACAAGGAGCACUUUUAAGAUGCACAUGGACACUUUGUUAUUACAGUAUAAUUCUUCAAGAAUAGACUACUUAGCACACAUUUGUUUCUAACCCAAAUUAUUUAGUAAAGGCUUUUCAAGCAUAUCAGCUCUGGAAUAGUCACAGAAUACAUGUACUGAAAGUAUGCAGCCAACAUUUAUUGUAAAGUGACUUUUGGGGGGGGGAGGGGGAGGGAACAGGCAUAUGUCUAUCCAUACAUAACAUUAAACAUUAAUUUGGGUUCUCAAACCCCACCCCAUCUUCUGAUACUUGAUGUAUUUCAGUGUGAUAAUAAAAAGAUUAGAAAUAUGUUUAUCCCCGAAACAGACAUAGAUAGGAAGCAUUUCCUUUGAACUAACAGCAGGCUACCCAUUUCUGAAGAUAAGUGAGCAGAGGAAUUCUGUAAGGUCCAUACUUUAGAGGUAUUGGGGAACAGCAGUCCAGGAAGAUUAAGUAGCACCAGUGGAAAAUAUCCAUAUUAAAGGUCCCCAGGACACAUAUGCAAGAGCUGUUAAAGUCUGUUCUGUAGAUGUUAAUAACCUGUUGAGAAUCAACUUUGCAAUAGUCAGUGACAGAUAAUUUGUUGCUAUUCUUUGGCUUUAAUUUUAUAUGAACAUUGAAUGAAUGCUAAAACUGCUUUCACAAUCAUUCAAGAUUGUUAAGAAAACUUUAUCAAAAUAAGCACUCUGAGCUCUUUUCAGAGUAAAUAUUUGCACCUGCCCAUGUAACAGCACUGGAAAUAUACUGAAAACAAAACAAACAAAACCCUUAAGCACUGAACCUACCAUUAUUUCUUAAUUAAAAUAAAUACUUCAGGUGAUAGAACUAAGUAUCUGAACUUCUUAAAGAAAAUAAAAUCCACACAAGUUUCCCAUAAUACUCUUUUCCUUAAAGGGAAAAAAAUUACAUUUUCUAUAUGAGCUCCAUUUAAGGGCUUAAAGUAUUUUUAUUUUGAUAGUAGAACUCUUAAAGGUUCAAAAGCUGCCAAGAGAGGGAAAUGUGUGACUUUCCAGAUGUUGAACUACAAUUCUCAUCAUGCCUCAUCAGUGGCUGUGUUGGUUAGGGCUGAUAAGAACUGCAGUCCUAUAGUAUCUGGAGAGCCACACAUUUCCCUGCUGUAUGACAAAUAUUUCUAAUACAGUAAGCUCAGCCCAAAACCUUAGAAGAACUAAUAUAGACCACCCAAAAAGCAAACCCCUUUAGAAAGAACAUCUCUAUUAGGCAGAGAAUAAAUUUUAAAGAGCUAGCAGUUCUCCCUGACAGUGAUUACAGCAGUUGAAAGUUAUAUUCUCGUAUCUCGUGUAUGGAUGAAAUCGUCCAAUAUUUUUCUUUGGGGAAAGGAAAGAGGAAGCUGAAGGCUCAGCAAAAGGAAGUUCAGAUGAAGCUUCUGUGCAGCUGCCAGGAUCCAGCAUUCUUAAUACCUGGAAGAAAAUGAUCAUAAAAAUGAAAGGCUUGGAACAGUACAUUUUAUAUAACAAUGAGAGUUGCCUCAAUUCUUGUCAUUAAAAUUACCUUACUUGUAAACGCAGUAGAGGAGGGAUGAUACAGGAACAGUGAUUGUAUCUUUGAUACUCCACUGAGCUGGGGGAGAGGUGCUGAAGUGGCAAUGUUAGGUGGGACAAUUUUAGUAAUUAAGAGUUCACUGUCAGUACAACUGUAUCACAUAGACCUACUUUCCCAACAGGUGCAGCAAACGUUUGUAUCUUGCUAUGCUGCCUUAACAGACUAUGGAAUAAAUAUUUCAAAAGUCAUGAAAUGUAACAGAUAAUAUUGAGAAAAAGAAAAUUCUCAAUCUGAAAAAGUUAGUUGAAAGUUGAACAUGGCCACUAUCUAAAAGAAAAUUAGUUUGGAGUAACAGGGAAGAGGAAGCUGUAUUUUGAGUGAUUAAAAGCCUCUUAAAAGAAUGGAGGAUGUGGAUAAGGGGGGAAAUGCACCUCUUUAGAAAUUGCAGCCACACAGUUGUUACAAGAUUGCAUCUCCCAUCAUCCCUGACCAUUUGCUUUGUUGGCUUUGCUCAUGGGAACUAGAAUGCAACAUCUGAAAAGAUUGCUUUUUUAGGUUAUUAUACUACAUCCCCUUUUCCAUGGCCAGACCAAUCAUCCCAUCUUUCGGUAAACAGAUAUUCCUUGUCAACUUGGAUUUCAUAAGUUUAUGAAUAUUCAUUUUUAUUUUAGAGGUCAAUGUGCUCAUUAACUUGGAAUUACUUAUAGUCCAAUAACAAGGAACUAGUUUAUAUUUCCAGAAGGUAAACUUGAAACAAAAGAAUGGUAAAACGUACUGCUACAACUAAGCAUAUUUACCAUUUCAGCCAUUUUCUCAGCAGGGGUGUUGCAGAAUUCUGUUGGAGAAGAGCUCUUUUUUGGACUGUUAGUGUUAUCACUGUUUCCAAGAAGGUGUGAAGUCACAGCUUUAGCAAGUUUAUGAUUUACAGCUGCUAGCUCUGCUGUACUAUGAGGCUGUGCACUAGGAUAGUAAGUUUGUUGUCUUCCCCACUGGAGAGAAACCAGCAGCUCUUCCAGCAACCUGUACAGGAAAAGAAGAAUUGAUCUAGACCACAUUGAGAAGACUUAGGGGCUGAACACACUGGCCAAAAGGUUUGUGUUUCCCCCAAAUUGACAUCCUGGCUGAUCUGGUAGUUCUGGCCUGACCCUGGCCCAAAAGGCCUUUAGCAUGGUCUAAAAAGAUGGGCUAUUAAUGGCAGAGUUCUAUGAAACUCCACUGUGACAGCUGGCAGACCACACAACUGCAUGCUCCCUUUCUUGCUGUUGUGGUGUUCCCUCCAAAGGUUCCACUCAUGGCUUAUGACAUUGGAAGGAAGCACCUGGCCAUGUGGGUGAAGUUAGGUACCUUGUUUCUGCUCUUUAUAACCUGUGGCAGGAGUCUUCAAAGGGAAUGAGACAGAGGGAGCAGGUAUGGGACAUGUGCCAGACGCUGGCCUAGGGGUGAAAACAGGGCAGAAGAGUGGGUGGGAUACCUUGGGGUUGGCCCGUGGUAUCUUGCCCAUGGGUAUAGGCUCUUAGUCACAGAGAUGGCAAGGUGACAGUGCUAUAGAGGAUGUAGGGAGAUGGAACAUGGUGACCAGCAGCCAGGUGUAGUAAUUACAGAUUACAGUGUGCCUACUGAUGAAAGAGAGCAUUGUGUUCUCUGACCAAAAUAUGGGAUAAGGAAUAUGUCAUGAAAGUCUGUGGCUUAUGGAGCACUUGAUUAAAAGGGAAGUGAUAGCAAGAUGACCAGUUAGGUUAGAAGAAUCUCAAACCAACCAUGGAUAUUUCCAAGUAGACCCAUGUACUUGGGGAAUGGAAGUGGUGACAAAAUUAUCCCUUUAUAUAUCUAGUCUCAAUCUAGAUAAAGUAACUAGGAUCAAAAUCCCAAUCAAUUAAGCCUCUUACUAAAUUUUAAAGGCCCAUCAAUCCACAUGGAAUAAGGUUUUCAUUAUUCAGACAACUGAUAAUUAAACACCAAAUACAAAGACAUGAAAUGUUCACCAGGUAGAUAGGUAACAAUCAAAUAAUAUGGCAGAAUAAAUCAUUCCACAAAAACUUACCAUUGCACAAUAAUUUAAAAACUAACAGCAAUAUUGUAGCCAACACAUCUUGUGGUACCAUAGAAAUUGAAAGUUUUAUUGUGGUAAAAGCUUUCCUUGAUGAUCACUUCAGAUGCAUUAAGUGCUGUCUUCACUUAGUAAACAUUUACACUCUUUCCAUCCCACAUACCUACACACAAAAAAUGUUCUCUAGCUCUCAGACUAAAUGCCAUUGAAUUAGUAUAAUGUGAUGAUUCAGCACAGGAAUCAAAUAUAUACAGGCAUAAUGAUAAUACAGAACAUCAGUGACAGGUAAUAGUAACUGUAGAGGGAGAGAAAAGGAUUAUGUUGGAUCCAGAUUAAGGCUACAGUCCUAAAGAGGUGCUUUUCUUAUGACAGAGCUUCAGACAUUUCCAGAGUAUGGCUGAGCUAUGUGGCUAGAACAAAACCAAUAACGGAACCAAUGGUCCCUAGGAUGAUACGAACACUCUUAAAUUUGCUAUGGAUCAUUCCCAUUGAAUCAAUGGGAUUUUAGUCAGGACUAAUUUUUCACAUUGAUUUUAGUGCAGUAUUGUCAUCUGUGAUUAACUUGAUCUGUAUUAAAUCCAGUAUAUUGUUUUAAGGCCCCAGUGAAUAAAAUAAAGCUUCCUGAUACAGUCCAAUUUUAUGCCAAAAUCAUCCCACUGACUUUCCUUUAUUGAAAAAUUACAAAUUUCAGGUAAGCAACAGAAUGGCCUAGGAGACUGAAGUGCUGUACCUGUUUUAUAGUGUUACUGUUGUUGUUUUUUAUGUCAGACAUGCAUUCAUUUACUGUGUUUCAUAGAGAUAGACUAGGAUGAAAAUGAUCUGUUACUAUUGUGUUAAAUCUCCACUGUAUUUGUCUUGUAUUUACUUAUGUAACCUUGUGCAUUUCAGUCAUUCAGUUCCACUAUUUCAAGUGCUUUUAAAAUAUCCACUUAUGUGUGUUUGCUGAACACUGAAUGACUCUAAUUCAUGAAAGCUUAUGCAACACUAAACCUCAGAGGGAAUACAAAAAUCUAUGGUAUUUUUUCCUCCAAAGAUUUAACAAUUCGUGGAUGAUAAAGGAGAUUGACAAUGUAGAUCUUUCCUCCACAACUGUCAUUAUUUGAAAAUAAAACACAUGUUCAUAC
Messenger RNA from Sceloporus undulatus (fence lizard), 7288 nucleotides. It is a transcript of the gene CCDC181, whose product is annotated as coiled-coil domain containing 181. The record is from RefSeq and is a predicted model, not a curated record. The coding region runs from base 134 to 1738 and encodes 534 amino acids. Gene Ontology annotation, molecular function: microtubule binding. The transcript is spliced from 6 exons. Lineage: Eukaryota; Metazoa; Chordata; Lepidosauria; Squamata; Phrynosomatidae.